AUGGUCUACGAAUACGACCCGACCGGCCGCGGGUACAUCACCGGAAACCAGUGGGCGGCGUCCGUGGCGCGCCGAUGGGCCGAUGACCGGACAGGUGACGGUCGACCACGUGCUCACCGUGCUCAAAGAGUGUUUGGCUUUGUUGACAGACGUGGACGCGAACGAGAUGGUGGCCAGCAUGGGCCCUGCCGGCUCGGGACUGGUCGACUACGACCAGUUCAUGGACACCAUGGACCGGCCAGCAAUGUAUAA
Messenger RNA from Macrosiphum euphorbiae (potato aphid), 252 nucleotides. Lineage: Eukaryota; Metazoa; Arthropoda; Insecta; Hemiptera; Aphididae. The record is from the annotation of a GenBank genome assembly.